UAGAUCUGCGCGGCUACUCCUACCAAUAUUCACAGAGGUCCUUAUUAGAUUUAUAGAUACUACUUAUCCAGGAAGUGCUUCAGACAUAGGGUCUGGGCUCCAGCACCUACCAUACAAGAGAAACUGAUUGUAGCUCGUCAUUCCUCCUCAAUCCUGACCACUAAUUGAAUAAGAACUCCCCAAAGGAUAACAAGCAUCCUUUAAAGCCGCUUCCUAGAAUAAUCAUACGUGAGGUAGUCGUAGCUUAGGAAUCUCCUUGACAGGAGAAGUCCUGGCUGGAAAUGGCUUUCCCCUUGGGAUAUCCUAAUUCUAACAUCUCACAUUUGUGUCUGUCUUUCUUUUGAACCCAUUCCAUCUCCUCUCAUCUAGACUCUAAGAAUGGCGUCCACAAUCUACCCAACCAAGGACACAAACCCUCAUCGUUCUCAUAUUCCACGCCUUAACAUCGACGCGGCAAUGGCCUCUCAGCCUUCAUCGGCACCACCUUCUCCUAAACCAAACAAUAGCAACGGUAGUACUCCUCCAAAAUCUAAGGACCAUGGAAAAGAUACUUACCGCCUCCUCUCGCACGACGAGUGGGUUCAGUUCUGUCGAGGUGUUGGUGUAUUCAAGGAUGAUGAGAGCGAAGAGGUCAUCCGUCCAACCAGUACGUUGUGGCCACCAAAGGGGUUCAGAGAUGGUUUGUACCAAGACGUUCUCACCGAAAAGACCAAGUUCACGUACAUGUUUCAUUCCGUGGACAUCGUCAGUUGGCUCUUGAUGCUUCUCCAGAUUGCAAUGGGUGCCGUCUUGACUGCCCUUGGGUCAGUAUCGUCGAAGAAUGGGACAGCAAUCACUACUAUCGCUGCGGUCAACACCUGUGUCGGCGGAAUCCUCGCCUUGCUACACAACAGUGGCCUACCAGCCCGGUAUCGCUCAGACAGGAAUGAGUUCUAUAAGCUCGAAGAACAUAUAAAGUCUAUCGUCGACACAGCCCUUGUGCCUGUCGAUCAGGACAUCAACGCGGUCCUCGCUAACUGCUACGAGAUAUUCCGCGAAGCUAGACAGACUGUUCAAAACAACAUCCCGGCUUCUUAUACUACUUCCCCAACUAGUGGCAAGGCGCCUAGCGCCAUGAUCUCGAAGGUAAUUGAGCCUAAGAAGUGAAGUUGGUGAUAUCAGAUCAUUCUAUUGUUCGGCGACCAAACAACUUCAUCUUUUCCAUCCUGGAAACAUGUUAUUUUAAGGGGAUCUGAAUGUUCGAUUGAUGGAUUCUUAUUAGUGCCGCAUGUUAGCCUUUUGUUAGUCAGGUCGGAUUCAGUUCUUAUGGAGGCGUGAUAAUGACUUGUAGGUCCUACAGAGCGUGUCAAGGGUUAGUGUUAUAAAUUUUGUAAGUAGAAAGGUCUAUUUUCGCCCACGUAUUAAGAAGUAAGAGGCACGACUAAUACAAGAGGAAUAAUUUAGAUAAAAGUGACUUCUCGGUCUAUCAACACUGCACCUGUUCGUGACUCGGAAAUAUAUAUGACCUAAAAUAAAGCUAGAAUGGUAUUUCUUAGAGUAUGGAGUAUACUAAUUAGGGAGAAUGACUAAACUCGAAGGACUGGUAAGAUUUCACGGAUUAAUGGCGGUAUAGAACAGCGCUGAGAGCUGCUUGAGUUUUACCUAGAAUAGGGGGUUGAUUUAUGUAAUUAUAUCAUUCAUCUAGAGCUUACCUGCCUGUAGUUACGGUACAGCCACAUUUAAGUGGUGGGGC
Molecule: messenger RNA, 1732 nt
Organism: Daldinia loculata
Lineage: Eukaryota; Fungi; Ascomycota; Sordariomycetes; Xylariales; Hypoxylaceae
Exons: 3
Coding region: 379-1146 (255 amino acids)
Source: RefSeq, a predicted model, not a curated record